CUCAGAACAAAAACUCAUGUAGGGUCAAAGGAUGGAACCAAUCAUUUGUCAUGCUUGAAAUCACCAAAAGAAAAAAAAAUGAAAACAUAUUGUAUUAGUUGUUAGGGUUGGAAGUUGAAAGAUAUUAGCACCACCCAUGUUUAGUUGUGGUCCUGUUGAGAAAUAACAAAGGUACUAAGAUGCAUAAUUUUUGUAUUGCUUUGAUUGACUCUGUGAUCUUUCCUUUUCCAAAAUUAGGAAGCGCUAAAUGGGGAACCAUCUCGUAUCUCACAUGACAUUGUUGGUGUCGUAGAUAGGACCGCAAGUGAAGGGUGAAACAAAUGCACAUGCACGUGUGCAUGUGUGUGAUUAAUAUUGUGUUAUGAAUGCGCUAUUCUAUUCCAUGUGUUAGAAGAAGAUACUGUUCUACUUUUACCUCUGUAUCAGUUUUCUCUGUAGUAUUAUUACCUUAUCAUCUUCCAAAUUGAAACAUGGAUGCACGUACCUAAAAUCCCUACCCUUUUUCCUUUGCCUCAACCCUCCAACCACUCAGAAAAUAUAUAAAUGGAAUGGGAGAAGAAUAAGAGAGCAAGAGAAGAUGAUGGAAUCGAGAUUGAAUCGUGUUCUGAAAGUAACAUGAGUGGAAAGAAGAGAAAUGUAUAUGGCAUGAGCUUGUCGAAGGAGAAGAAGAAGGAAAUGGAAGAGGAAGAUUAUUUGGAGGCAUGGGAUUCACACUUGGCCAUGGGAGUGUUUGAUUUUCCUUGGCUGAAAGAUGGUGUCAUGUCCAAAUCAGAUGAAUGCUUGGAUUUUGAAGACAAUUUCUCAUCAUCUCUUCAACACCAAGACACUUUCUUCAAACACAGUGUUGAUUUCUCUGAGGAAUGUGGCUUGUGUGUAACUCCUGAGGUACCAAUGGUUCAUAUUGAAGAUGCGGAGUUGGUGGAGGAUUUGUGGCAACCAUUUGAGAGUAAUGGGUUGGAGUUAGAAGCAGAAGAUGGAGAUUCUAUCUGGAACUCUCUUCUCAAUUUGGAUUCUUUGUAUCCAUAAUUCAGAAAGUUCUUGGGAUUGGUGCUCAAGAUUUGGAAUAAGAAAUUCGGUAGAUGUAUAUAUAUUGGAUAUGUUCUAUUCAAUGGUAGAUGCAAUUUCAUGAUUUCGUGUUCAAACUCACACUUUGAUGAUCUGAGAAAAUGUCAGCAAACACCAAAGCUAGAGAUAUUAUUCCUUCAUGUUAAUGGUUUUCAGUUACAAUAUCAUGAAUUUCUG
Messenger RNA from Vigna unguiculata (cowpea), 1242 nucleotides. RefSeq lists its product as uncharacterized. NCBI's taxonomy places the organism in Eukaryota, Viridiplantae, Streptophyta, Magnoliopsida, Fabales, Fabaceae. The record is from RefSeq and is a predicted model, not a curated record.